UAUUCAGCUGAUUUUGUUGACAGCAAAAAAAUAUUUGUAAAGAAAUAAACUAUCCAAAAGCAUAAAAUUAUGGGCAGUUGGGUGUUGGAAGUAGCAAAAAUGGGGAUGUAUGUGGCUUUUCCGGUGGCUCUCUUCCACAUCUUUAACCAACCAGCCUACUUCGAAGAAUGGGUAACCCAAAAAAAACGCGAGCUCUAUCCUCCGGAGAGCAAAAGUCAUCAUGAUGAGUUGCAGCGUGCCAUUCGUGAACACCAUCAGAAACGCGACGCCCAGAUGAUUCGUGCUCUAGAACAAAAGUAGAGGCAAUACUAAUAUUGUGGUUUAACAUUUUUUGUAGACCAUAAUCGAACGGUUUUAUUUUUCCUAAUAAAAUAUAUGUAUGUAUAUUAAUGUGCAUAUGUGUGUACCCACUACAUAUUCAUAUGAAUGCGGACAGUUGGAGCAUGUAAAUAAAUUUCAAAUUCUAUUGA
Molecule: messenger RNA, 470 nt
Organism: Scaptodrosophila lebanonensis
Lineage: Eukaryota; Metazoa; Arthropoda; Insecta; Diptera; Drosophilidae
Product: protein PET100 homolog, mitochondrial
Exons: 1
Coding region: 70-300 (76 amino acids)
Biological process (GO): mitochondrial respiratory chain complex IV assembly
Cellular component (GO): mitochondrion; mitochondrial inner membrane
Source: RefSeq, a predicted model, not a curated record